AUGUUUAGAGAUGGGAGAGGCGCACCCACCGACGUCGAUGCCGAUGGUAACACACUGCUCCAUCGUGCACUGAAGUACCAUGAACCUAAUUUCGACUAUUCCAAGAGUGUCGCUACUCACAGGCAAUAUUCAUUGGCUAUGGAAGAGCUGGUAAUGGGCCUCGUAGCGGCUGGAGUGCCAGUAGGCGAAAUGGGCAGGCAUGGAGAAACUGCUUCGUUUAUCUUGAUGGAGAAAAUACUCUAUCUGGAACGCCCACAUGAGGUCCCGCUGUACAAAGGUCUUCGAAAAGGUCUCAUAAGCCAUCCGAAUUCCAUUUGCCAGUUUGAGGAGGAUCUACAACACAUCUUCUCCAAACAAACUGUAUGGUACGAAGCCUUUGAGGGCUUAUCAGCUUUCCUGUACCGUCUGUUUCAAUACGAUCACGACCUUGCUAAAGAACUCGAAAAUCUUGGAUGUCAAGCCAGUGCCCUCCUGGACAUUCCCUCGAUCUACGAAACGUACAUGGCCAUGAAAAACGCUUCGGUUUCGAUCCCCAACAGCCUCGAUUUCUCGUACUUCAACCCCGAAUCAGGCCCCAUCUCAUUUUUCAGCCAACUCGUUGCUCCAAAUGCAUUUGCGGCCAAUUUGAUCUACGACGCCGGCUUCCGAUCUGACACCGGGAACAUCGACUUCAACAAACGGUAUGCCUACCACAUCCUUCAAGACAGCGUCGACCUGUUGCUGUGGGUGACAAGUAAAGGUGUCACGACGUCACAAAUCAACCUCCACACAUUCAUGCACAACACAUCCUGGUACAAUUCACAACCACUACCACCCGACGAUUCCUUCCACCACGCCAGCAAACUGCUCGACAAAUUCUGGGACAUCUACCUGUCCCGUAGCGGACAAGACCACGACGAAUGCCCCUUGCUGCGCCGGCCUUUGCGUCCCGGCCCUCGCCGCCUUCAAACAAGAUGCCGAAAGCUUGAGGCCGGCGGAACGGAGCGACGGUCUCGACUUCUCGUCGCCGGCAUGGGGCUGGUUGGUGCCGAUGUUCGUUCGUUGUUCGCUGUUCGAGCGGUUGCGGUUGACUCACUCGGCCGGAUGCUGCUAUUUCGAUUCGUGCCGGCGGACGACGCGGCAGCGGCCGUCGGACCUGGAGGCCAGACAGAAGGGGGAAUGGUACUCUUCAUCCCGGUUGGAGGAUCUCGCUGA
This is a messenger RNA of Diplodia corticola, 1194 nucleotides long. RefSeq lists its product as uncharacterized. The coding region runs from base 1 to 1194 and encodes 397 amino acids. NCBI's taxonomy places the organism in Eukaryota, Fungi, Ascomycota, Dothideomycetes, Botryosphaeriales, Botryosphaeriaceae. The record is from RefSeq and is a predicted model, not a curated record. The transcript has 4 exons.